Dicentrarchus labrax (European seabass) is the source of this 4395-nucleotide messenger RNA. RefSeq names its product phospholipase C, delta 4a (gene plcd4a). The coding region runs from base 146 to 2416 and encodes 756 amino acids. The record is from RefSeq and is a predicted model, not a curated record. Gene Ontology annotation, biological process: lipid metabolic process; intracellular signal transduction. Gene Ontology annotation, molecular function: phosphatidylinositol-4,5-bisphosphate phospholipase C activity; calcium ion binding. Lineage: Eukaryota; Metazoa; Chordata; Actinopteri; Moronidae. The transcript is spliced from 16 exons.
GCUGGCUUUCAUCAGUGCAGCACGCGGAGGGACAGCAGCAGCUCCUGGGCCAUAUGAUCUGUUCCAGCUCUGCAACAGCCAGCAGCACGGACCGGGACUCAGAGAUGAUCCUGCCACAGAUGGCAGAAGUGUGAGACAACAACGAAUGGCUUCCACAGGGAGUGGCCUCCGCAUCCGGGGGGAUGACAACCUCCAGUCCAUGCUUGUGGGGACGGUAAUGAGGAAAAUCAAGUCUCGUACCUGGAAGAAACAGCGCUACUUCAAACUGCAGGACGACUGCAUGACCAUCUGGUACAAGUCCAAGAAGGCCGGCAAACCCCACUCCACCUUUUCAGUGACCGAUGUGGAGGCUAUACGAGAGGGCCACCAGUCUGAGGUGCUGCUCAGCAUCGCAGAUGAGUUCCCAGCUGACCGAUGCUUUACCCUGGUCUUCCGUGGUCGCAGGGCCAACCUGGAUCUGGUGGCUGAGUCAGCUGACGAAGCGCAGUCCUGGAUCAGAGGCAUGAGGAAGCUGAUUGAGAACCUGGAGAACAUGGGGGAGCGAGAGAAACUAGACCAAUGGAUUGGUGACUGGUUCAGGAAGGCAGACAAGAACAACGAUGGCAGGAUGAACUUCAAGGAAGUGCAAGAUUUACUGAAGAUGAUGAAUGUGGACAUGAAUGAGCACCAUGCUCUUCGUCUCUUCACAAUGGCUGAUAAGUCCCAGUCGGGUACACUGGAGGACGACGAGUUUGUGCUCUUCUACAAGAUGUUGACCCAGCGGGAUGAUGUCCUGAGGGUUUUCCAGGAGUACUCGGUUGAUGGCCAGAAGUUAUCCCAGAGCGACUUGGAGGACUUUCUGAGGGAGGAGCAGCUGGAGGGGGACGACAUCCAGCAGCAUGCCAAGGAGCUCAUUGAGCGCUAUGAGCCCUCUGAUGCAGCCAAGCUGCUGAAUGCCAUGACAUUUGAUGGUUUCUUGAUGUACCUUGGCUCAGCUGAGGGCUCCAUCUUCAACCCACAGCGCCGGGGCAUCUUCCAGGACAUGAGCCAGCCUCUGUGCCAUUACUUCAUCUCCUCCUCCCACAACACUUACCUGAUGGAGGACCAGCUUAGAGGACAUAGUAGUGUGGAAGGAUACAUCAGGGCUCUGUGUCGUGGCUGCCGGUGUGUGGAAGUGGACUGCUGGGAUGGUGCCAACGGAGAGCCCAUCGUCUACCAUGGACACACUUUCACCUCCAAGAUACUCUUCAAGGAUGUGGUCAACGCAGUGGGAAACUAUGCGUUCAAGGUAUCGGAAUAUCCAGUCAUCCUGUCCAUCGAGAACCACUGCAGUGUUGAGCAACAGAGAGUCAUGGCCCAACACCUCAACCACAUCCUUGGUGACAAGCUACUGAAAAGCACAUUAGAUGGCAAGGCCCCCAUAGGGCUGCCAUCUCCUGAGGAUCUUAAGGGAAAGAUUCUGUUGAAGGCUAAGAAAAUUGGCGGUCUGGAGGAAAGUUUCAACGGGAUGGUGGAAGACUCUCUGACCGGAGAGUUCAGCGAUGAAGAUGAGGUGACUGAAAUUGACGAAGACAACCUCCACCGUGAGAGUGUACGCCGCAGGGUUAGGAGGUCAAAGCAACGUCUGUCCAAGGAGUUGUCAGACUGUGUUGUUUACUGCAAAAGCGUCCACUUCAGUAGCUUCAAACACUCUCGCAUCCACUCCAAGUUCUAUGAGGUGGCCUCUUUCACAGAGUCCAAGGCCCGCAAACACCUGAGGGAGGCUGGGGCCGAGUUUGUGCACCAUAACUCGCGGCAGCUGACCAGGGUUUAUCCCAGUGGCUUCCGAACUGAUUCCUCCAAUUUCAAUCCUCAGGAAAUGUGGAACGCUGGGUGCCAAAUUGUUGCGUUGAAUUACCAGACUGCUGGGGAGGGGAUGGAUCUGAACGAUGGACUGUUUAGUCAGAACGGCAACUGUGGCUACGUCCUAAAGCCCAGUUUUAUGAAAGAGGCGGAGAAAAGAUUUGACCCUGAGACGCCCCAAAAACGGGACGGCUACCAGCCUGUUGUCCUCACCAUACAGGUGAUCAGUGGUCAGCAGCUGCCCAAAGUCAACAUCAAAGAGGAUUCUAUAGUGGAUCCUCUGGUCAGAGUGGAGAUUCAUGGUGUUCCUAUGGACCAGGCCAAGCAGGAGACCAGAUACAUCGAGAACAAUGGGUUCAAUCCUGUGUGGUAUGACACUCUGCGCUUCACCAUCCACACUCCGGAGCUGGCCAUGGUGCGUUUUGUGGUGGAGGACUAUGACAAGACAUCUAAAAAUGACUUUGUGGGGCAGUAUACACUUUCUCUCAGCUGCAUGCAGCAAGGUUAUCGUCACAUUCACUUAUUGUCCAAAGAUGGAACCAGUAUUCCUCCCUCCUCCUUAUUUGUGCACAUUCGGAUCACGGACCUGGAAUAAACCUCCUUCAUUUUCCAAACACAGCAGAGGUACUGAAAAGCCUCAGCACAUAUUAUUAAUGAUGAGAGUAGAAUCCUUCCUUACUAUAGAAAAUAGUUCCUGAAAUAGUAUUUAAUAUUAUUCUUAUUUGAUGUGAAUAAAUACUACGCCAAAUGUUUAGUGGUUCUUAGGCAGCAGAUGUGUAUUAGAUAUGCAUGUUUUUUGUUUUAUCCACUAUAGUGUGUUAACUGUGACUGACUUGAACUUUGCUGCUCAUGUUUGGUGUACUGUGUCUGUAGCAUAAAUAUUUGUUUCUGCUGAAAUAUUGUGUUGUAGAGAAGAAUGUGCCACCAUUAUGCUUAGAUCAGGAUGUGUAUUCUCUGUCAGUAUUUUCCUUUAAAACAGCACUUCACAGACACUGUCAUUGUCAAUAAGGGCGGAUUCUACCAGCAAGAAAAAGAUCAAAUUGAUGAUGAUACUAAACAUUUCAAACUCUUUUACAGAUUAAGACUCUGAGACGUUUCAUAUGGAAAAAAGCAAAUUAGAGAUUUGACAUAUUCUCUGCAUUAUAUUUAUUCAUUUAGUAAGAGAAGGUUUGCUUCACCAACACUUCUUCACUUUCACUGUUUUAUGUUACGUGUCCACACGAUCAGUUGUUUGCACGCUUUCCAUUCAUUGUCUAUGGGAGAUGCUAGCUUUCUGGCAGUACAUAUUGAGAUUGCUGCUCCUCAUUUGCAUAAAGUUGAGGUCUAGGCUACUUUAUGCAAAUCAGGGGCAUCCUCAUCACAACCACAGCUUUCUACCAUCCAUUGAACAGCUGCACUGGAGCAACAGGAGGUCGAAGGUCAAGGCAUUAUGACACCUCCCAAUGUUCCCAAUCAGAUUAGAGAUUUGGCUCAUGGAUGCUUUUCUGCUCUUCUGCAUGUCAUUCUUUUAAAAAAAGGCAAAAGUGAGUGUAGUUCAGCGCUCUUCAUUUGCUUGAAUAAUAUGAUUUCCUUAUGAAUCUGCACUUGUGAGUAGUCUUGUGUCAUCUGAUGUUAUUUUUGUGGUAUGUACAUACUAGCUCAUGGUGUAAAUGUGUUUUGAUAUGUCUAUUUUUGUAUACACGCAAACAUUCAUAUGUACUGUACAGUGUAGCACAUUGUAGUGUUAAAUGACUAUUUGCUUGUUUUUUAUUGUAGAAGACCUCAUAUUCAUUUGCCACAUCCACCUGCAAAUAAAUAUGAUUUUCACUUAAUCGUGCAACUAUUAUUCCUUCAUUAUCAUCUUCGUAUUGAGCUGAGUUCUUACUUUAAACACACUACAAGGAGUUUUUAACUGGUUUUGAAACGGUCUCAAUCUCAAGUGUGUAGGAUUUAGUGGCGUCUAGGAAAAACUAAUAAAAACAUACCUAUCACUUAUACCUUAUCUUACAAUAGAUUCUGUCAAUAGAUCUUCCUUGAUGUUAUACACUGGACCUUUAAGAAUUUAAAUCUAAUAAAAUGGUAGUGUUAAGUUCAAUGAAGAGUACCUGUCAGUGGUCAGAGUGAUACACUGCAAAUAAUAUAGAAUGCAAUUCCUUCAAAAAUUGCAGGUGUGAAAGCUUGCUGCUGAAAAGCUUACACUAAACUGAACUGCUGGCUUUGAAAUUGUGUGAAAGAUGUGGAAUAUUUGAAGGUUUGUUGAAAAGCUCAUGCUAAAUUGAGCAAUUCAGUUUCAGAUAUAAAAACUGAAUAAUAUUGAAAUCUGUAAAAGGUGGAAGAUUUUAAGAUUUUAAUGAAUUGCUGGCUUUAAUUUGUAUGAAGUAACCUAUUAAGUAUUCUAGUUGGAAAAGUGGAAACCUUAUGAUAUAUAGUCCUAUUCAUAGUGAUUAGUUUCCAAAUGAUGAAUUGCAUAAAUUGCAUUGGUUGUGAGCUAAUCUGAGCUGUUGGAUUUCAUUGAAUUACUAUAAUUGAAUGAUUAGACUGAAAAAUUGAAUAAAUGUCAUAAAGAUGUUAAUAAACUAUAUGUUUUGAAAUGGG